Mastomys coucha (southern multimammate mouse) is the source of this 1788-nucleotide messenger RNA. It is a transcript of the gene Lrp2bp, whose product is annotated as LRP2 binding protein. The record is from RefSeq and is a predicted model, not a curated record. Gene Ontology annotation, molecular function: protein binding. The transcript is spliced from 9 exons. NCBI's taxonomy places the organism in Eukaryota, Metazoa, Chordata, Mammalia, Rodentia, Muridae. The coding region runs from base 422 to 1462 and encodes 346 amino acids.
GAGAAGAAAGCAAGCAAAGCUGCCACCUGCAGCUAAGUGAACAGGCGACUGCUCCUGGGGAUCUGGGGGCGCGUUGAUUGAUGCUCCUGUCUCCAGCAAAUUCUUAAGGCCAUCCUCCUGCAGGAAAAGAACACUGUCACUGUCCUGUCCUGCUCGAGUCCUCUGAGCUGAAAAUCCACCCCUCCAUGGGAAAAAAGAAAACAAGAUCUGACAAAGGUUUGACCUGGUUACCCAGCGAUCUGUCACUGUCACGCUUGCUAGAGCUCCCAAGUCAGAAUUUAGCCUGCAGGACUUAAAGGGGCGAGCGUCUCACCUCCAAGUUGCAACCAAGCAACAGCAUCGCCCACCUGAAGCUGAUGACAAGUGUACCCCCAGGAGUUCAGAGAGACGACACUAGCCGGAUCCACAUUGUAGAAACAGGAUGAAACUGACCAGCGAGAAGUUGCCCAAAAACCCUUUCUCUCUAUCUCAGUAUGCUGCUAAACAACAGAAAUUCUUCCAAUGGAAGAAGGAAAAGCCUGAUUAUUACCGCCACGCUAAUUUGGUGGACACAGCACUGCAGUUCCUGAAAGAAAGAAUAAGAAGAGGGGAUGCUAUGGCGUACUUUCUAAGAGGCCAACUCUAUUUUGAAGAGGGAUGGUAUCAAGAAGCCUUAGCACAGUUUGAGGAAAUUCAGGAGAAAGACCAUCAAGCAAUUUAUCAGCUAGGAGUGAUGUAUUAUGAUGGGCUGGGGACCACCGCAAAUGCUGAAAAAGGAGUGAACUAUAUGAAGAAAAUCCUUGAUUCUUCAUGCCCCCAGACAAUGCACUUGAAAUUCGCUGCUGCUUACAACCUCGGAAGAGCUUAUUUUGAAGGAAAAGGUGUGAAGCAAUCGGAUGAGGAAGCAGAGAGACUGUGGCUGUUUGCUGCCGACAAUGGAAACCCAAAAGCUAGUGUGAAGGCCCAAAGUAUUCUAGGGUUGUUCUAUUCAAUGAAAGAGCCCAAAGAGUUAGAAAAGGCAUUUUUCUGGCAUUCGGAAGCUUGUGGCAAUGGCAAUCUGGAGUCCCAGGGUGCACUUGGUCUCAUGUACUUUUAUGGACAAGGAAUCCGCCAAGACACUGAUGCCGCCCUGCACUGCUUACGGGAAGCAGCUGAGCGAGGGAAUGUCUAUGCCCAGGGCACUCUUGUGGAGUACUACUACAAGAUGAAGUUUUUUACCAAGUGUGUUUCGUUUUCCAAAAGGAUAGCAGACUAUGAUGAGGUUCACGACAUCCCCAUGAUAGCCCAUGUCACGGACUGUCUCCCAGAGUUUAUCAGCAAAGGCAUGGCCAUGGCAUCCUUCUACUAUGCGCGGUGUCUCCAGCUGGGCUUGGGCAUUACGAAAGACGAAGCAUCUGCCAAGGACUAUUAUUCUAAAGCUUGCCGUCUGAACCCUACACUGGCAGAUGAACUUCACUCCUUACUCAUUCAUCAGAGAAUUUAGACCACAGUGCAUUCUGUCAAAGAAUUUAGACCACAAAGCAUUUCAACAAAGACCAUCAAUUCUAAUUUGAAACAAUGUGUGUAUGUUUACAGCAGCUACAUCUGUAUCCCUGUUAUAUUAUCCAGGGCAUUUUACAGAAAUUUUAGUUUUGUUCUUAUAUUUUUAUUCUGUAAUUUUUACAAACUAAAAUUUAGAUACCAAUCAAAUACCAAGAGUAUUCAGAGACCAACCGCUUAACCUGUAGAGUGGCCUGGACUGGACUGAGUUUGAAAGCAUGCCAAGAGCAAAUACCUCUUUGCCUUAUUAAAUGCAGUGUCUGUAACUAC